AUGUCUGGGCGUGGGAAACAAGGAGGCAAGACUCGAGCUAAGGCUAAAACCCGGUCUUCUCGAGCUGGUCUGCAGUUCCCUGUGGGCCGAGUGCACCGCCUGCUCCGCAAGGGCAACUACGCCGAGCGGGUCGGGGCCGGCGCGCCGGUGUACCUGGCGGCGGUGCUGGAGUACCUGACGGCCGAGAUCCUGGAGCUGGCGGGCAACGCGGCCCGCGACAACAAGAAGACGCGCAUCAUCCCGCGUCACCUGCAGCUGGCUAUCCGCAACGACGAGGAGCUCAACAAGCUGCUGGGCAAAGUGACCAUCGCGCAGGGUGGUGUCCUGCCCAAUAUCCAGGCCGUGCUGCUGCCCAAGAAAACUGAAAGUCAUCACAAGGUCAAGGGAAAGUAAAGCCUAAGCCAGGACAGCGCAUAACUUUGUUUUUUCAGUCAUAUAAAGGCUCUUUUCAGAGCCGUCCACGUUUUCACAAGAAAAGCUGGUAACCAGGCUGUUUCGUCGGUAGUAUUAGUUUCAAACGUGUUUGUAAAGUACAGUUAGCCGUAAACCGUUAAGUUCCAGGAAUAUACGCGGUUCACAAUAAGGAUUAUAAGUACAUUAUAUGGGGAAUUUAGGACACCAAGAAGUUUCUAAAACAA
Molecule: messenger RNA, 638 nt
Organism: Equus quagga
Lineage: Eukaryota; Metazoa; Chordata; Mammalia; Perissodactyla; Equidae
Product: histone H2A type 1-like
Exons: 1
Coding region: 1-393 (130 amino acids)
Cellular component (GO): nucleosome
Molecular function (GO): DNA binding; structural constituent of chromatin; protein heterodimerization activity
Source: RefSeq, a predicted model, not a curated record